AUGUCUGAAGUUUUCGAAGAACGUCCCGUUGCUCCUCUUCCUCGUUCUGCGUCUCUCCCCAAACCCAAGGGAAUCCUAAAAAACACACCUCAAUCUUCAAACACUGGCGGACACAGCUUGCAAUGGGACGAGGAGAAUCUUGCUUUGACUGAAAUUGGGAAGGACAGUUUGAUGAAGAUUACUGAGCCCAAAACGCCUUAUGUUCGCUAUAACGCUGAAACCGAUGAAAUCGAAGGAGACAUCCCGAACCUCGACUUGGGGUAUUCGGCGUCGUCCCCCCUACAUGAUCAUCAUCCCGAGUCCCCAACCAUGUCUGUCUCACCAACUGGCGCAGACACUUCUGGCCCAUCUUCUCGCAGGACAUCUAUCUCAAGCAACGGCCGUCCUGGAACCUCAAUGUCUGGAAGAUCAGGGAGUGGCACUUCCAGCAGGAGCACAAGCUUUAACUUGCCGAAUGACGCCCGUAUUGCAAUUAGGGCAGAUUCGAGAUCGCCAGGUGGCGAGGUCGAAUUUGAAGAGGAAAUGGACGAAGAAACUGCUGCCAAACAUGCGGACUUCGUUCGUGCUCGUGGAAGGCAUUAUUCUAAUGAAGCAGAAGCGAUGAAGCGCGCAGCUGCACUGAUGGCCGACGACGAGGACGAAGAGUCCGAGAUUCCACCGAUUCCUCCUCUUCCGAGUAUCCGCAAUCAGGUCGAUCCAGAUGAAUCAGAUAGCAUGAACGAGAGUGGAACCGAUGCCUCUGAUGUUCCCCAAGACGGCAAUGUCAAGGUCAACGGGUUCAGCCAUCACUCAGGCGCAUAA
Psilocybe cubensis is the source of this 801-nucleotide messenger RNA. RefSeq lists its product as uncharacterized. The record is from RefSeq and is a predicted model, not a curated record. Gene Ontology annotation, molecular function: protein phosphatase inhibitor activity. The transcript has 5 exons. Lineage: Eukaryota; Fungi; Basidiomycota; Agaricomycetes; Agaricales; Agrocybaceae. Gene Ontology annotation, biological process: regulation of signal transduction. The coding region runs from base 1 to 801 and encodes 266 amino acids.